CCCAAACAAAUCAUUCCCACUGGCUGACGUGUUUUGUUUAUGACUGAGACAUACACUCUUACCACGCAACUAGCAAUAAAGACACACUAUCUCAUAACACGGAAGAAUAAUGCUAUGCGUUUUAAGACAGCCAACCGAUACAUGCAGGCCCGGCAUGAUGCUGGAAAUAAGGGUAUGGUGGAGUACGAGAUGCUGGGUGAGGGGAGCCGGCAGCAUGGGCCGGAGAGGGUGACCACGACGCCGUCGGGACGUCGACGUAGCCUCGUCCAGUAUGGGCUUUGGUGGGGACUUGGUUGCCUUGUGGGAAGUCCCACUCAGUGAUGGCAUACACAAAGUGGGAUUUGAACAUGGCACUACAACUGGUCGCAGGGUCUUGUGGGUUGAUGGAGAGGAGAAGGUACACCAUGACUGGAUGUUUAAAUUGGUUGGAUCAGAAAUUUUUGAAAUAGGCAAUACAAAAUGUGUCAUCAAAAUUGAGCCUAUUGGGGGCUUUUCCUAUGAAUAUUCUCUUGAGGUAAAUGGUAAGAGCUACAAGAAGUUUACUGAAAAUCAGAGUAAAAUACUCAAGACGUGGCUUUUACUAGAUGGCUCAUAUACACGAGUGGUGCUCGAGAAGGAUACUCUAGAUGUUUGGGUUAAUGGGAAGAAGUUAGAUACUCUUGGAGAAUUCGUGGAUGAUGGCACAGAGACGCACUUUGACCUUGGUGGUCAUCCCUCCUAUAUCAAGGCAAUGAGUAGUGGAAACCGCAGAGAAGGCAUCAUCCACUGUCUUGUUGUUGACAACACAGAAAUUGCAGAAUCACUUGAGUGAUGAAAUAUGUGUACAGUAUAGUAUAUUAAGAGAGUGUUGUUAAAAAAUGGCUUUUGUGGAGACAUUAACAUGUCUUUAGGGAUAACUUGCCAUACUGGCUUAUUUUUCUCUAGUCUUUUGUGUAAAUCUUCUAGUCAAAAGACUACGUCUCAUGUAAUAGCUAGCUAUUAAAGUAGCAGGAGCAAAUGCAUUCUAGUUUGCCAUAGCAAUACAGUACUCUACUACAGUAGUUAAACAAAAUAAAAUUACAUGUGACCAUUGUACUCUCUAAAUAGGAAUUUAUUAUGUCCUAAGUUUAAAGCAAGUAAACCACAUGAAGUGGUUUUGGGGAAGAAUUUACACGUUUCCAUAAUUUAUUCAAGAUAUGCAUGUCUUGUAGAGUUUAGCGUAUAGUAAACCAUCAAGAAAGUUGGCCAUCAAGAAAUCCUUGAAGUGUGGGAAAUAUAUUUGAAUAACAAAACUCAUUAAGACAUGAAUAUUAAGUACUUAAUACAUACUGUAUAUAGUGUUACUGUAGGCAAUGGCUCCUGUACUAUAAUUAUAUCUGUGAUGUUAAUGCAUUGGGUUGUGUUAGUUAUUAGUUCAACAGUACACAUUAGUGGAGUGAUUUGUGCGUCGGGCUGGCAAUCUAGAGGUCGUGCAUGAACCUUGUAUGAUGAAAUGUUAGUGUACCAUUGUGCUUUAGACAGUGUUCAUAGUUUAACUGUAUUCCUUGUAGUUCAUAAACAUCCAAUCAAAAUGCAGCAAAACAAAUCAUAGGCUAGAAGAACAAGCAGAUACUGUAUAGUUAUUAAUGAUGUCAUUACUACAUACCAGAUUUGAAUAGAUACAAGAGAUGCAUGAAUCAAACCUAGAUUACAGCAAUGCCAAAGAAUUUUAAAUUACUGUAUGCACAUUAUAAUGUGUACAAACCACAAAAUACAUUUUUAAAUUUUAUAUUUUUGGUAAAUAUUUGAAACCUGAAAAUGUGAAUUCAUAUAAAUAUUUUUUUAAGAGGCAUCCACAAACAUUUUUUUGAAGUGAAUGGCUUAAAAUCAUUAGAGAAGCCAUGUAGAGUACCUGCAUGGUACUCUUAAGCGCUCAUUUAAAAAAAAAUGAUUAAAACAGGAUGAAGCUAAAUUCUAAGUAAAAUAUUUUAAUUUCAGAUUUCUUCAAAGUAGAUUAAUUGCACAUGUCUAUCCAAAAGUAAAUGUACCAUAGAACAUGAUGUAAAUAAGAAAAUUCUUAGAUUAAGUAGAGUACCAGGUAUUUGUUUUUUACACACCCUUUCAAAAAUAGAAACUAUAAUUUUGUCAUAUACAUUUUUAAUUUAAACUCUUAGUAGUUUACUAAAAAACACAAAGUUCCAGUCAUGAUGACAAUAUUCUAAGAUAUUACUAAGAUCUGAUUUCUUGUGCAUCACCUUAGUAUUGGCUGGCCAGACUAAGACACUUAGGUAAUAUCACCACAGCUUUAUACAUGAGCAAAAUACCACACUAGAUUUUUUAAAAAUUAGCAUUUCAUUAGGGAUUAUUGUAAUGCAAAAAGGUAUGUCAUUGGGCUUGAGCUCAGUGAAAAUAGUUAUGUUGGCAAUGAAUUAGGUUACACUUUCUGAACAACUCACAAAUCUGAAAAUGAAGAACCGAUGAUGUUUUGGCCCAUCCUGGACCAUUAUCAAGUUGUGUAAUGGAAAAGAUGUGGUAGGGGCAAACAAUUUAAGAUAAGGGAGUGAGAUGAAAGGUGAGAUAAAGGUAUUGUCAGUGAGGUGGGAUAAAGGAUAGGUGAGAUAGGUGGGUUAGUGAGGUGAGGUGAGAGAGGUGAGAUAAAGGAUAAAAUAAUAAGAAUAAAGGUAAGAAUUUAGAAAUGUAACGUAAGAAAGGUAGAAUGUACAGUAGUAAAGAUUAGAAGUAAGGUAAGGAAAAAAGCAGCAGUAUAGGAAUAAUGUGUAUAUAGUAAAAUGUUAGAAAAAUAAUCAAGAAAACUGUAGGAGGCCAAAUGGAGAAGAAAAGGUAGUAAAAUGAAGGAAAACAAGCCUAGAGGGGCAAAGCUAAGUCAGGUCAGGUUUGUUAAAAAAGUAAAUGGUUAGAGCAUUUAAGUACUGUAUGUUCUGUACUGUGAUAGGUUAGAAUAGCUGCAACAAAGCCUGGCCUAAGGUUCAUGUUAGGUAUGUUGUGUAUCAAAGCUGAUUCAACAAGAUAGCAUCUGUGAAGCAUAGCAGCAGGAAAGCUUAUUUAAAAAAAAAAAAAGGAUGAUUAGAGUUCCUAUCAUAAUAGAAGAGAGCAUUGCUUGUGUCAGCAGAUUUAACACUUCUUUUGUGUUUUUUAGUCUCUCAUUUAGUGUACAGCCAGUUUUACCAAAGUAUUGGAGAGGACAAGACGAACAGGAAAUGAUUAAGCACUUGCGAGUUGGAAGCAGGAGCAGCAGUGUGAACCAGAUCACCAAGGUGUGCAAGUUUCUCAAAAGGCAAGUCUUAUAUCAAGAGGACAAAGGAUAUUAGGUUUUUGAGAUUUGAUAUGAAGGGAAGGCACAGCACAGUGUUGGAUACUGGUUUAAGAUAAAAGAAAUUUCUUUUAGCUUACCCUCGUCUCAUCCUCUUGCCUUAAUUGUGUGUCUACAAUUCAUUUUUUUUUAUUACUGUACAUAAUGAUGGUCCAGGACAGACCGAAAUGUCGUUGCUUCUUCAUUUUCAGAGUUAUUGGUUGGGUGUCAACACUUCCGGCAUGUUAUUGUGACUCAACAUCUUUCUGAACACCAUAAUACUUCAAGUUCUUUGUGCAACAUGAGUGACAGCAUCUUUACUUAACAUAGUAUAGAUUAAUAUAUUGAACUUGAAGCAAUUGCAGUGUUUUGUCCUUUCACCAACAAUGUUUUGAGAGGAAGGAAAUGUGUUUUAUUUUACAUUAAAUAUAUGAUUAUUGUACCUAAAUAAACUAAUUCCUUAUUAUAUGCUAGAUGGGCUACUCGACAGUCUCUCCCCCUACUCCUUACCCCCCAUACAUUAUGCCUCUCACCUGUUCCCUCUGCCUCUCUCCCUUCCUUCUGUUCUCUCUCCCUCCCACUCAUUUUUCUGCAGUAAAAUCUGUUUUAACACACUAUAGACAAUCAAACCAACAUUUCAUACUUCAUAGGUGUCUCUGGGAUUCAGAAUGGGAACUGAUCCUUCUUAAAGAGGGGUAUAGGUGGGGAGAGGGGUCCAAUCACCCUUUGACACUGCAUACAAUCACAAAGAACCCUUGCAAAAUUUAGUGAGCUCAAAGUGUGUGGCUCCCAACAUUCACCAGACAGACAUUCUCUCUUAUAGAUACAGAUGUGGCUGGCUGGUGGCACCUUUACAAAGUGACACGAGUUUCCUCAGUAAAGUUUCUUGACUAACUGAUUACCACAAUAUUAGUUAAUUUGUCAGAUAAAAAUUACUUGUGUGAAUGUAAUGUUUUUCAUAUAAAAAAGGCUGAAUAGUUCAUUAAAUCAUUAACUUCAAGAAAAAACAGAGUAAAAGACACAGGAUCAUAGUUCCUCUCUUCAAGUACAGUUCUAACAUAAUAAUUUUAUAAUUUAAAUAUAUUCAUUGACAAUCUUCCAUUCAUGGUAGUUUACACACUGGACAGCAUGACAGAGACCCUCAGUCGCACUGCCACUAACGUAAAAUACCUUAUAUUACCCAUUUGGAUAUCUAACUAAAUUACCCAAUCUUUCACCUUUCAAAGUUCAGUACUGUACAGUGCAACACUAAUACGAGGCUAUGUAACACCACAAAUGUAGUGUUUAAUGAAAAUAGGCUUUGCAUUUUUAUAGGUAAACUAUCUAAAUAACAUUAAUGCUUUGCUUUGGAUCUUUAACCCCUUUAUUAAAUAAACCAAAUUAAAAACUAUCACGAUAAAAAAAAAUUUCCCUGUGGUGUUAUGCUUAAAGGAAUAUGUAAUAAAAGCUAGACCAUGUAAUUAAAUAUACUGUACUGUAUACAUAAACUUCUUAAGUUCCAAAUACAAUA
Messenger RNA from Procambarus clarkii (red swamp crayfish), 4778 nucleotides. Its product is annotated as fas apoptotic inhibitory molecule 1. The record is from RefSeq and is a predicted model, not a curated record. Lineage: Eukaryota; Metazoa; Arthropoda; Malacostraca; Decapoda; Cambaridae. Gene Ontology annotation, biological process: canonical NF-kappaB signal transduction; positive regulation of neurogenesis; negative regulation of extrinsic apoptotic signaling pathway via death domain receptors.